CCAAUGCAUUCGCCACGCCGACUUUAGCCUCCCCUUGCUUGAUCCGCAGUGUCUGUCUGUUGUGCGGCCCGUCCUCGGCUGGAGCUACCCUCAGAGACGGGUGGCGAAAGUGUCGACUUUGAGAAGAGGAGACACGGAGGAAUAACCGCGCAACUUGGACUUAACUAUAUCGUCUCUGCAUGGAAGCGAAUGGUUUCGUGUCCAGGCGGAGAAUGUCCGUGGACACACCAAGCGUCGAUGCCGGGGUUACUGCUGGAGCUGCAGGGGCAGACAUUCGAUGGCUCGGCGGGAGGAUUUUGGACGCUACGGAGGGGUUUGUUGGUGGUCUGUCACCGCCACGGAUAACAGCGGAACCGGACUUUGCUGCGGUGUUGCAACUUCGAGCAGCCCCGGAGCCCACGGUGGCUGCUAUCGAGACCGAAAUAGACUAUGAAGGGCUCCCCCAGGGUGUCGCCACCAGUACACACAUGUUAGCCGGUGCCGUGGCUGGCAUCAUGGAACACUGCCUAAUGUAUCCCAUCGACUGUGUUAAGGUAAAGGAAGAUGAUAAUGUCACUAAUUACUCAAUGACAACAAGUUGGCUAACUGGUCAACAUGCAAAAUAGCCUUUAGCCAGGCCCUUGUUUGUUAGUGUGUAGGUUAACGGUGUCUCAGAGGCUAGCUCUCUGUUCCCAGUUAUUUCAGAAUGGAAAGGGGGGAUGAAUAGUUAGCUAACUACCGUUAAUUCUAUAGAUACAUCACGUCUGCACACAAAUGUAGCUAAAAUAACACAUAUACACAUUCCCCAGAGAACUUUACGUUGUCAGAAGAGCCACCAUCAGUUGUUUAACUUGCUAACUAGUUAUGUUUGUUAACAAAUCGUGUUAUUCAGAAUCUCAGCCGUUGUUGACAUAAAUUCCGUAGGUAGGCCCAAGCCUGAGCUCGAGUAGGUUGCGAACUAGCGAAGGUGAAAGUGACAUAUGUAGCAAAAUAAGGAUUUUGGCUGCUUGUUUAUCUUAUUAUUCAAUGUAAUCGUACUUUUAAACCAAGGUUAAUCAUUAACCUCGUUAGCUAACAUCCUAAUGAUAGCUGGCCGACAGCAUUAGCUCGUGCGCUAGCACAAGAGUGGAGAGCAGCCAGCCAGGUUACGUCACAAAUAUGUAAAUUGAGAAGUGUGUGUAAUGUAGCUAGCUAACCAAGUAUCCCACGAAGUGCACUUAUGUACCUAUCAUUGGAGGCUGCUGAGGGGAGGAUGGCUCAUAAUAAUGGACGGAAUGGAGUGAAUGGAAUGGUAUCAAACACAUGGGUUUUCAUGUGUUUGAUACCACUCCAUUCCAGCCAUUAUUAUGAGCUGUCCUCCCCUAAGCAGCCUCCACUGGUACCUAUGUAGGGCCUAGUUAGUUGUACACUUGCCUCAAACACUGUAUACAUCCCUAGUCACUUUGUUUCAUAAUCCUCCUCGGUGGAGAAGUGAAAGUAUUUGGUUAGUGUUGGUCACAAGGCACUGGAUUGGAGAUAGUCAAUAGACUCCUCUGUCUACUCACUGAUGUCAGUUAGGCUACUGUUGUUUUUGCUGUUGCACAUGAUUAGAAGCUUUUACUUGUUAUUACCUGUUGAGUGUUCACUGAAACAGAAUUGCCGAUUAGAAAUAUUGCUAUUUUAUAGAAUGGAUACCAUUGAUUCUCAACUCAACAUGGAGUUUUCAGUUCAUCCUAUGCAUAUUUGCAUAGCCCCAUUUGCUAGGUUGUGUAUCUGAACUUUGUCCAGCCACUGACUAAACCAACUAGUUCUAGUCUAAACAGGGUUUGGCACCUGUUGGCUGGCCUCACCCCUGACCGCUAACCACCUGGACAGAUUAAUAGGUUGUAGAAUUAGAACCUCCACUGAACACCUAUAUCCUCUGUUACCUUAUAACCCUGCCCCAUACUACCAUGAUACACCCAUACCCUUUGGUCUAGAAUACCUAUUGUUUUCCACAAGCACAUGGAGUAGCCAGCCAAAUAGAAAAAGUAGCCAGCCAAGCUCCCCUGGGCUGGGGGGUGGUAAGAUUGUUUUCUUUGCCUACUUUGGUAGCCUUUGGGACUGUACAUUCUAAUGCUAGAUUGUAUUUUCAACCAGCAACUAUCAGGAAAUAACACUUAAAAACCAGUCAAAAGUUUUAGAACACCUACUCAUUCAAGUGUUUUUCUUUAUUUUUACUAUUUUUUACAUUGUAGAAUAAUAGUGAAGACAUCAAAACAAUUAAAUAACACAUGGAAUCAUGUAGUAACCAAAAAAGUGUUCAACAAAUCAAAAUAUGUUAUAUUUGAGAUUCUUCAAAUAGCCACCCUUUGCCUUGAUGACAGCUUUGCACACUCUUGGCAUUCUCUCAACCAGCUUCACCUGGAAUGCUUUUCCAAUAGUCUUGAAGGAGUUCCCACAUAUGCUGAGCACUUGUUGGUUGCUUUUCCUUCACUCUGCGGUCCGACUCAUCCCAAACCAUCUCAAAUUGGUUGAGGUCGGGGGAUUGUGGAGGCCAGGUCUUCUGAUGCAGCACUCCAUCACUCUUCUUCUUGGUAAAAUAGCCCUUACACAGCCUGGAGGUGUGUUGGGUCAUUGUCCUGUUGAAAAACAAAUGAUAGUCCUACUAAGCCCAAACCAGAUGGGAUGGUGUAUCGCUGUGGUAGCCAUGCUGGUUAAGUGUGCCUUGAAUUCUAAAUAAAUCACUGACAGUGUCACCAGCAAAGCACCCCCACACCAUAACAACACCUCCUCCAUGCUUUACGGUGGGAAAUACACAUGCGGAGAUCAUCCGUUCACCCACACCGCGUCUCACAAAGACACUGCAGUUGGAACCAAAAAUCACCAAUUUGGACUCCAGACCAAAGGACACAUUUCCACCGGUCUAAUGUCCAUUGCUCGUGUUUCUUGGCCCAAGCAAGUCUCUUCUUCUUAUUGGUGUCCUUUAGUAUUGGUUUCUUUGCAGCAAUUCGACCAUGAAGGCCUGAUUCACACGGUCCCCUCUGAACAGUUGAAGUUGAGAUGUGUCUGUUACUUGAACUCUGUGAAGCAUUUAUUUGGGCUGCAAUUUCUGAGGCUGGUAACUCUAAUGAACUUAUACUCUGCAGCAGAGGUAACUCUGGGUCUUCCUUUCCUGUGGCGGCCCUCAUGAGAGCCAGUUUCAUCAUAGUGUUUGAUGGUUUUUACAACUGCACUUGAAGAAAGUUCUUGAAAUGUUCUGUAUUGACUGACCUUCAUGUCUUAAAGUAAUGAUGGGCUGUCGUUUCUCUUUGCUUAUUUGAGCUGUUCUUGCCAUAAUAUGGACUUGGUCUUUUACCAAAUAGGGCUAUCUUCUGUAUACCCCCCCCCCUACCUUGUCACAACACAACUGAUUGGCUCAAACGCAUUAAGAAGGAAAGAAAUUCCACAAAUUAACUUUUAAGAAGGCACACCUGUUAAUUGAAAUGCAUUCCAGGUGACUACCUCAAGAAGCUGGUUGAGAGAAUGCCAAGAGUGUGCAAAGCUAUCAUCAAGGCAAAGGGUGGCUAUUUGAAGAAUCGCAAAUAUAAAAUAUACUUUGAUAUGUUUAACACUUGUUUGGUUACUACAUGAUUCCAUAUGUGUUAUUUCAUAGUUUUGAUGUCUUCACUAUUAUUCUACAAUGUAGAAAAUAGUAAAAAUAAAGAAACAUCCUUGAAUGAGUAGGUGUUCUAAAACUUUUGACUGGUAGUGUAUAUAUAAAACACAGGAAAAGCUUAAUUCUGACUGCACUGGGCCUUUUAAUAAAGAGACCUAUAAGAGUGUGCAGACUUGAAGCUUCCAGCCCUGUCCUAUACAGCCAUGGUACGUACACCCAUACCCUUUGGUCUAGAAUACCUCUGUCCCAUGGUCUCUGCUUUUGGCCCUGGGCAGUCUGCCUUAAAUCAGUUAUUAAUGGUUGAAAGCGUUGGAGCCCUGGCCAACCAUCAUGUACAGUGCCUUCAGAAAGUAUUAAUACCUCUUGACUUAUUCCACAUUUUGUUGUGUUACAGCCUGAAUUCAAAAUUGAUUAAAUUGAUUAUUUUUUCUCACCCGUCUACACACAAUAACCCAUAUUGACAAAGUGAGACAUGUUCUUAGAUAUGUUUGCAAAUGAAAUACAGAAAUAUCUCAUUUACAUAGGUAUUCACACCCCUGAGUUUGAAAAUAUGAAGAGUGGUACUCAGUGAGUGUUGUGUUGGAUUUGCCACAAACUUAACGCUUUAUAUUAUGAACAUAAAGUGAAUUUAUUUGUCACAUUAUUUGAAAUUUUACUUUAGUGCCUUAUUGUAACAGAUGCAUGUUUUGGAAUAUGUGUUAUUCUGCACAGGCUUCCUUUUCACUCUGUCAUUUAGGUUAGUAUUGUGGAGUCACUACAAUAUCGUUGAUCCAUCCUCAGCCUCAUGGUGAAAUCCCUGAGCGGUUUCAUUCCUCUCCGCCAACUGACUUAGGAAGGAUGUAUCUUUGUAGUGACUGGAUGUAUUGAUACACUAUCCAAAAUGUAAUUAAUAACUUCACCAUGCUCAAAGGGAUAUUCAAUGUCUGCUUUUUUUCAUUUUUACCCAUCUACCAAUAGGUGCCCUCCUUUGCGAGGCAUUGGAAACCCUCCUGGUUCUUUAUAGUUGAAUCGGUGUUUAUAAUAAUAAUAAUAAUAAUAUGUCAUUUAGCAGACACUUUUAUCCAAAGCGACUUACAGUCAUGCGUGCAUACAUUUUUUUUUGUGUGUGUAUGGGUGGUCCCGGGGAUCGAACCCACUACCUUGGCGUUACAAGCGCCAUGCUCUACCAGCUGAGCUACAGUCACUACUUGACUGAGGGACCUUACAGAUAAUUGUAUGUGUGGGGUACAGAGAUGAGGUAGUCGUUCAGAAAUGAUGUUAAACACUAUUGCACAGUGUUUAAGUCCAUGUAACUUAUUAUGUGACUUAAGCACAUUUUUACACCUUAAUGUAUUUAGGCUUACCAUAACAAACAGUUUGAAUACUUAUUUACUCAAGACAUUUCAGGGUUUCAUUUUGAAGUAAUUUGUAAAAAAUUAUAAAAUAAUUCCACUUUGACAUUAUGGGAUAUUGUGUGUAGGCCAGGGACACAAAAUCUCAAUUGUAAUCCAAUUUAAAUUGAGACUGUAGUACAACAAAAUGUGGAAAAGGUCAAGGGGUGUGAAUACUUGCUGAAGGCAAGUGGUCCUCUGUAGCUCAACUGGUAGAGCACGGCGCUUGUAACGCCAAGGUAGUGGGUUCGAUCCCCGGGACCACCCAUACACAAAAAAAAUGUAUGCACGCAUGACUGUAAGUCGCUUUGGAUAAAAGCGUCUGCUAAAUGGCAUAUUAUUAUUAUUAUUAUUAAGGCACUGUAUUUUCACUGUUCUCUGACCUGUCACUCAUUUACUAGGGCCGUGUCUCAAGGAAGUCGGUGGGUUGUUGUAAGGAUGAUAAUGAUGGUAAUGGACUAGUUAGGAGACUACUUCCUCAUUGAUCUGGUUUGUUUUCUUAACCCAGAUUCCUGCCUUGUUGAAACAGUACUCUGACAGACGUCACUCAUGGUUAAAUAAAGGAACUUGCGUUGGCGCUCAUUCCUUCCUAUUUCUCUCUGUUUCCUCAUAGAUUUCAAAAUAACCAUUUCCUCAUUGCUGCUGAGACCUCUUAUGAGGUGUGUCACUGUCUGGCUGUGUUCCAAAUGACAUCAUAUUCCUUUUGUAGUGCAUAGGGCUCUGGGCAAACGUAGUGCACUAUGCAGGGCAUAGGGUGCCAUUUGGGACGCACACACCCUGUUGUUCUGAGCCGAGGAGCAGUUUCUCGUCACUGGUUCCUGUUGAAUACGACCCAUGACUUCUAAAGGUCCUUCCCAUUAGCUAGAAGACAUGUCUGGCCUGUUAUCUAGCUUGGCACUGUAUCAGUUAGGCUGUAGGUGCAGUAACACUGGGCUGUAGGUGCUGUAACACUGGGCUAUAGGUGCUGUAACACUGGGCUGUAGGUGCAGUAACACUGGGCUGUAGGUGCUGUAACACUGGGCUGUAGGUGCUGUAACACUGGGCUGUAGGUGCUGUAACACUGGGCUGUAGGUGCUGUAACACUGGGCUAUAGGUGCUGUAACACUGGGCUAUAGGUGCUGUAACACUGGGCUAUAGGUGCUGUAACACUGGGCUAUAGGUGCUGUAACACUGGGCUAUAGGUGCUGUAACACUGGGCUGUAGGUGCUGUAACACUGGGCUGUAGGUGCUGUAACACUGGGCUGUAGGUGCUGUAACACUGGGCUGUAGGUGCUGUAACACUGGGCUAUAGGUGCUGUAACACUGGGCUAUAGGUGCUGGUAACACUGGGCUAUAGGUGCUUGUAACACUGGGCUAUAGGUGCAGUAACACUGGGCUAUAGGUGCUGUAACACUGGGCUAUAGGUGCUGUAACACUGGGCUGUAGGUGCUGUAACACUGGGCUGUAGGUGCUGUAACACUGGGCUGUAGGUGCUGUAACACUGGGCUGUAGGUGCUGUAACACUGGGCUAUAGGUGCUGUAACACUGGGCUAUAGGUGCUGUAACACUGGUUGACUUGGGCCUGGCAUCGUCGGUGUAGUUGCAUGAUUUCCAGUUAGGUUCUGUACUGUAGCUGAAUGGGCCAAUUUCAGAAUAAUAAUAAUAAUAAUAAUAAUAAUAUGCCACUUAGCAGACGCUUUUAUCCAAAGCGACUUACAGUCAUGCGUGCAUACAUUUUUGUGUAUGGGUGGUCCCGGGGAUCGAACCCACUACCCUGGCGUUACCAGCGCCGUGCUCUACCAGCUGAGCUACAGAGGACCACCACAGAAAGCUGGAGAGAUACAGUAGAGCAUGAUUAGGCUAGACCUAAAUGAUUAACAAUAAGAAUCAGUCCUGGUAUAAAUGAAUGAACAAUGGUAGUAACUUAUAAAUGUGGUAUCGGAUCUGAUGAGACAGUUUUAUAUUGAGGUCACUGUGACAGCGACGAGGAAUGGCAGUUGGCAAGCCAUGAUGAUCAAAGCCCCAAAACACUUGACGGCAAACCAUGAUAACGAGUGUUAUAACAACCAUGAGCGCUUGAGUUGAGUAUAAACCAACAUGGAGGGUCAAUGGCAGCCAAGACAACCAUAACUUUCCUCAAGACAAAGCCAAACACUGUUUUUUGUGCAUCCCAAAUAGCAUCAUAUUCCCUCUAUAGUGCACUACUUGACCAAGGCCCUUACAGUAGGUAUCCAGUCAAAGGUAGUGAAAUAUAGGCUAUGCAACAGGGUGACAUUUGGAAUGCAACCCUUUUCAUACAGGAGAGAAAGACUACUAAUAUGUUUAGUUGGUUUCCCAAUCCUCUAUACUGUAAUCUGGUGUCACACUGUUGUUGCAUGGGCUGUGGUCUAACUGGGCUGCAGAUCUAGGGCUUCUCAAGAUAAUGGAGAGAUGAGAAGGACGAGGGGAAAGAGGGAGAGGGCAAUAACUAAUUCAGAAAAGGGGGACUUUCCCAGGAGAUUCGGCUGUUUUAAAGUUAACCCCUAUCCCUUUAAUUUCACCCUCAACCCUAAAGCUGGACUCUCAGCUAUCGAGCUAUACCGUGGUAAUGCUAAGUCUAGUCAAAUGAACAUUAUGCAACCGUGUGCGUUCUGCUGUUUCCAUUUCAUGGAGUGGAGUGGGGGCUGAAAGUGGAACGUUGUCCCUGAUACCUUGAUCUUGCUGUAGACACAAUGCAAACAUUGCGUGUUUGUGCGUGAGCACUGCAACUUCCACAGGUCGUAGAUAACGCCUCAUGACAACAAACACGGCAGUAAAAUGGAAAUAAACAUCAUAGUACUUCUGAUUCUGUAGAGAUAGUGGUAAACUGUUAGCUUAGUGUUUCUAGUAACAUGGGUUGGAGUGGGAAGCCAAGGACAGACUGGUGCUGAGGUCUAUCUAACACUGUUGUAUUGGUUCUGAGACUUACGUGCUAGGCCUACAUGGGGAGUCGCAGAAAUGGCCUUUAAAAUGGUAGGCCUAUGCAAUCUGUCAUUGCAAAGAAACACAUUUGAAACAACUUUAGAAACCAUAAUAGUUGGGGCAGUCUUUUAGGUCCUCGUGUAAAAAAGGAAAAAAAGACAACAAAACACUGUUUCUGCACAUUCAUUCUGACUUUCCAUUUCCCUGAAGUGUGUGCCGUCAUGAGUGGAAAUUUCCAUCCCUCCCCUCCAGAAGUAAUUUCCCCAUCCUUCUGUCUUGGUGGCCUCUGUGACUGUGGACAAAGGAGGAUAUUCUACUCAUGACGCAAUCUCCAAAGUUUGGUUAUUGCUCCAUCCUUCCCGUACAUAGCAUUGUUCUGUUGUGACACAGUGAAUGGUGCCCUGUUGACAGAGGGGAGCGACCCAAUAGCCUUAGGCCUAGUUAUUAUGGCUUGGCAUUGUGAUGUGUGGCGUUGUGAUGUCUACCUACCUACCUAUCUGACUUUGAGCCAUAGUUAUGGUCCAGAUUUUAAUAGUUGUUGGUUUGUGUCCGGAAGUUACUCUGGAUAGUGUGUGUGUGUGUGAAUCAAGUUAGUUGACUUUGGAUUUAUCCAAUGGUUUGUGAGGACGAUCGCGUGAAUGCCUGGCCUGCAGUAAACAGGAACAUACUGUUAGGCUGUACAGAGAAACGUCUAGUGUAUUGAACCUGGUCAGCUGCACUGUGACUGCACUCUUAGUUUUCACUGAUCAGUUGACCCACCAAUCAGACUAUUUAGGUGAAAUUGAAAGAGUUGAUUGACCAUGAUGCCCUUUUCCCUCGUCUCUCUCCUCCUCCUCUUCUACAUUCUUCCUCUCCCUCUGAUCUCCCCCUCUCUCCCCCCUCUCCCCCCUCCCUCCCCCCCUCCCUCCCUCUCUCCCCCUAGACGCGGAUGCAGAGCCUGCAGCCCGAGCCGGGGGCACGUUACCGUAAUGUAAUGGACGCGCUGCGUCAGAUCGUGCGUACAGAGGGGGUGUGGCGGCCUGUGAGGGGGCUGAACGUCAUGGCGAUAGGGGCAGGGCCAGCCCAUGCUCUCUACUUCGCCUGUUACGAGAAACUAAAGUUCUCACUAAGCAACAUGGUCCACCCGGGAGCUAAUAGCCACUUUGCUAAUGGUACGGUGUUAGAGACACACACACACAGAGACAUUGACAAGUACAUACUGUACCUUAGAGGUAUUAGCAAUGUUGCUAAUUUGACCAGCAGUCACUGAGAGACAGACAGACAGAUUAAGGAAAAGUAUGAAGGAAAGUUGCAGCAUCCUCUGCUGUGUGUUUUUGGCUUAUUAAACUUGUCACUGGUAACCAACCAUCUCUCUCCUCUCUGUCUAUCUAUUCUCUCUCGUUCUCUCUCUGUUCUCUCUCUUCUAACAGGAAUGGCAGGCUGCAUGGCCACUGUGCUCCAUGAUGCAAUCAUGAACCCAGCAGAAGGUAAAACUGUGUGUGUGCAGGGGGUCGCGUUAACACAGGAUUCUGCGUUUUUCAUGCAGAAAAGGAAAGAUAAAACGCAGAAUAAAUAUCUUGCCGCGUUUUGUAAACGCAGAUCUAAAUAGCUUAUUGCUCGGCUUCCGUCAGGGUUCGCUCCAAAUCAUGAAUGUAAAAGGAGGAAUUUCGUGCUUCAGUUGCACUUCUCCACUCGGAUGAAAUAUCUUUGCUUUUGUCAUUGGAUCACCAGACAGCCAUGACUGAUGUGUAGGAUACUUUUCCUCUGGUGUCAUUUUUCUCCAGUAGAAAGUUAAAAUGCAAGAUUAACUUUAAGCAAAACAUUAGGAAAUGUAGCUGGCUACAUUCUUUCACUAGCUAGGUUUCCAUCCAACUGGCGACAGAUUUUCAUGCGAAUAUUCUAAAAUCUGCAUAAAAACAACAUGUGCAUUUUCCCAACAGAGAUGUUUCCAUCAAAUUGACUUGUUGUGGAUAAAAGGCUGUGUGUGAAGACAUAGUGCAUAUAAAAAUACCUUUACCAUUAAAUUCCCAUGUACCGAAUAAAGAAUACAAGUUAAAUGGGUUUCCAUCACAUUUUCAACUCUACUGAUGGUUUUGUAAAAAACAGUUGUUGCGUUACAUUGCGAAUGUGCCCACUCUGGUCUUGUCCCGUGCGCUCUAGCCAACAGCUCGUAGAUACAGUGCAGGUAGAGCCUACAUUAGAGCUCUGCUACCAGACCAGAGCCCGACGGGUCCCGACAUUCUGGUUAGGGCUGAGUAGGGCCUGUUUCUUCAUCAAUAACUAGGGGGAUAGGGCGGCAGGUAGCUUAGUGGUUAAGAGCGUUGUGCCAGUAACCGAAAGGUCGCUGGUUCUAAUCCCCGAGCUGACUAGGUGAAAAAUCUGUCGACGUGCCCUUGAGCAAGGCACUUAACCCUAAUUGCUCCUGUAAGUCGCUCUGGAUAAGAGCGUCUGCUAAAUGACUAAAAAUGUAAAAAAUGGGACGGGCAGGGCUCGGUAUCACUAAAUUGAUCUCUAACAUUUUGAAGCUGAACCAUUUGCUCGUGCUCUGCUGCGCAGUACAGUCAUAUCUGACUAAGAUCAUAACAUGGUGUCAGAAGUGUUUCAUCCUCAACAGGAGAGAUUACUUUACAGAAAAUAAUAAUAAUCCUUGAGUUUUAUCGGAGUUUAGAGUUACGAAAAGGUAGAUAACAGCUAACUUCUCUCUCAUGUCUCUUCAUUGAGCAGAGCAGCCCAAGCGGAGCCGUUGCUAUGGAUACUCAGAGCCUCCAUGAGCAGAGUGCAUGCAGAGCGAGCUGUGCGCAGGGAGCGAAUGACAGACCGAGAGGAGCAGCUUAUGGAUUUACUAACAGAGUUAUUUCUGAUUUCGGGCAGGGCCAGGCCUUAAAUUUGGCAGAAGCAAGCGGGCCUGGGUAGGGUAGGGCCUGAAAGUCGCAGGUUGGGCUCGGGUUUAAUAAUCCUGCCUGUGUAGGGCUCUAGCCUAGAUUAUGAGACUAUUAUGGACAAAAGAGCAAGAUUAUUUUAAUUUGUCAAACGGCAGCCAAGCAUUAAUCAUCAUGUCACCAGAAUAUGACCCCCAGUAUGUCCUUGUGACCUAAAUAAUUAUCACCCUAUUUCUAAACUUUCUUGCCUAGCUAAAAUAUUAGAAUCCUUGAUUAAUUCUCAGCUAAGAUCUUUCUUAUCUUUGAAAUGUGUUCUAAAUGUACAUCAGUCGGUUUUAGACCAGGUCAUAGCACUAUCUCUGCUGCAUCCCUAGUUAUAAAUGAUGUGGUUAACUGUAUGGAUAAAAGGCAACAUUGUGCUGCCCUCUUCAUUGACCUGUCAAAGGCUUUCGAUACUGUUGAUCACUCACUGCUAAUUCAGAGGCUUUCCUCAAUUGGCCUAGACCAGCCUGCAUGUAAUUGGUUUAAAUAUUACUUGACAGAUAGAACUCAAUGUGUAUCUACUGAUGGUGUUAAAUCGGCGUUCCUGGAUAUUACCGAAGGUGUCCCGCAGGGGUCGAUUCUGGGUCCUGUACUUUUUACUGUUUACAUGAACAAUAUCGACUUGUCUGUAAAAGAACUGUAACCUGCAUUUGUAUGCAAGUCAUACUGUUGUGUAUGCUAUUGCCCCCACGGUUGACCAGGCUCUAUCUGAACUACAGUCUGCCUUCAUUUUAUUACAGAAACUUUAUUGAUCUGAAAUUAGUAUUGAAUGCAGGUGAAACUAAGUGUGUUGUUCUCUAGAGCGCAUAGAAAUAACUGAUUUAAGCAUAUGUAUUUUGGAUGGUGUCCAUAUUGAUCGUGUCCCUGCUUACAAAUAUCUGGGCAUCUGGAUAGAUGAAAAGCUGUCUUUUUUAAAAAGCAUAUUGAUGAGUUAGUUAAGAAGCUGAGAAUAAAAAUGGUCUGCUUCCAUAGAAAUAAGUCCUGCCUCUCGCUAAAUAGUAGAAAUCAGAUUAUUCAGUCAACGUUCCUAUCGGUCCUACACUAUGGUGACAUCAUCUAUAUGAACGCAGUUGCCACUUCAUUAAAGCCGUUAGAUGCAGUUUAUCAUAGCGCACUGCACUUUAUUAUGGGUGACAAUUUAAGUACUAAUCACUGCAUUCUCUAGCAGAAAGUUGGUUGGCCCUCUGAUGUCAUGUAGGUUGAUACAUUGCUAUGUUUAUUCAUUAAAAAGUCCCACUGUACCUAACAUCUUUACUAAACUUUAGACAUACGAGUUACCACACCCGGUCUCAGGGAUGGUUAAUUCUGGAAAUUCCUUUGGUCUGUACUGAGUUAGGUAAAUCAGCUUUUAGUUUUCUUGCACCUUAUUUGUGGAACAAUCUUCAAAAUGUUCUUACAUUUGAUGUUUAGUGCCUCAAGGGUAAUUCAUAAAGCUGAUUGAGGACCUUAUUACUGAUCAAUGUGUUUUUCGAUGUUUUUCUUUCUGCUUGCAUUUAGUAUUUAUAUUGAUGUGUGUAUUUCUGUAAUUCAGGACUCAUCUGUAAAAGAGACCUUGGUCUCAGUAUGGACUCCCUGAUAAUAUUAAGGUUAGAUAAUAAAAAUACAUUAUUGGAUAAGAGCAGCAAGCUCAUCACUGUGCACUUUCACCACCCUGUGAAGUUCAUCAUAACUUAUUUCAUCUGUAGCCUAAUAAACUGCAUGCUUUCCCAACGAGUCUUAGUGAGCGGACCACACAUGUCAUCACGUGACUCCAAGUUGACUUUGAUAUGAUGGUUAUUAUAUCAAUAUUAGUGCAUAAAAGCAUUUUCACCACCAUUUCUCACAUAAUUAAUUUUACAGACACAAAGAUCCCACCUUGUCUAGAUCCCACUUAUGGACUUUACUCACAUAAAAAGGUUGGAAGGAAACCUGGUUUAUGAUAAACAUUAAAUAUAUGAAAGCAAAUGUUUCAUUGUAAACUAAUUUACUUGUGUGGCUGUGAGCCAAAUAGCGUUGCACUUCUGUCUGUCAUAUAUAUAUAUAUACAGUGGGGAAAAAAAGUAUUUAGUCAGCAACCAAUUGUGCAAGUUCUCCCACUUAAAAAGAUGAGAGAGGCCUGUUAUUUUCAUCAUAGGUACAUGUCAACUAUGACAGACAAAUUGAGGAAAAAAUAUCCAGAAAAUCACAUUGUAGUAUUUUUUAUGAAUUUAUUUGCAAAUGAUGGUGGAAAAUAAGUAUUUGGUCAAUAACAAAAGUUUCUCAAUACUUUGUUAUAUACCCUUUGUUGGCAAUGACACAGGUCAAACGUUUUCUGUAAGUCUUCACAAGGUUUUCACACACUGUUGCUGGUAUUUUGGCCCAUUCCUCCAUGCAGAUCACCUCUAGAGCAGUGAUGUUUUGAGGCUGUCGCUGGGCAACACGGACUUUCAACUCCCUCCAAAGAUUUUCCAUGGGGUUGAGAUCUGGAGACUGGCUAGGCCACUCCAGGACCUUGAAAUGCUUCUUACGAAGCCACUCCUUCGUUGCCCGGGCGGUGUGUUUGGGAUCAUUGUCAUGCUGAAAGACCCAGCCACAUUUAAUCUUCAAUGCCAUUGCUGAUGGAAGGAGGUUUUCACUCAAAAUCUCACGAUACAUGGCCCCAUUCAUUCUUUCCUUUACACGGAUCAGUCGUCCUGGUCCCUUUGCAGAAAAACAGCCCCAAAGCAUGAUGUUUCCAACCCCAUGCUUCACAGUAGGUAUGGUGUUCUUUGGAUGCAACUCAGCAUUCUUUGUCCUCCAAACACGAUGAGUUGAGUUUUUACCAAAAAGUUAUAUUUUGGUUUCAUCUGACCAUAUGACAUUCUCCCAAUCCUCUUCUGGAUCAUCCAUAUGCACUCUAGCAAACUUCAGACGGGCCUGGACAUGUACUGGCUUAAGCAGGGGGACACGUCUGGCACUGCACGAUUUGAGUCCCUGGUGGCGUAGUGUGUUACUGAUUGUAGGCUUUGUUACUUUGGUCCCAGCUCUCUGCAGGUCAUUCACUAGGUCCCUCCGUGUGGUUCUGGGAUUUUUGCUCACCGUUCUUGUGAUCAUUUUGACCCCACGGGGUGAGAUCUUGCGUGGAGCCCCAGAUCGAGGGAGAUUAUCAGUGGUCUUGUAUGUCUUCCAUUUCCUAAUAAUUGCUCCCACAGUUGAUUUCUUCAAACCAAGCUGCUUACCUAUUGCAGAUUCAGUCUUCCCAGCCUGGUGCAGGUCUACAAUUUUGUUUCUGGUGUCCUUUGACAGCUCUUUGGUCUUGGCCAUAGUGGAGUUUGGAGUGUGACUGUUUGAGGUUGUGGACAGGUGUCUUUUAUACUGAUAACAAGUUAAAACAGGUGCCAUUAAUACAGGUAACGAGUGGAGGACAGAGGAGCCUCUUAAAGAAGAAGUUACAGGUCUGUGAGAGCCAGAAUUCUUGCUUGUUUGUAGGUGACCAAAUACUUAUUUUCCACCAUAAUUAGCAAAUAAAUUCAUAAAAAAUCCUACAAUGUGAUUUUCUGGAUUUUUUUUCCACAAUUUGUCUGUCAUAGUUGCUGUGUACCUAUGAUGAAAAUUACAGGACUCUCUCAUCUUUUUAAGUGGGAGAACCUGCACAAUUGGUGGCUGACUAAAUACUUUUUUUCCCCACUGUAUAUAUACACCUGAGCCGGGAUGUGAUGUCACCUGAGCCGGAAUGUGAUGUCUCCUGAGCCGGGAUGCAAACUGUAGAUAUCUGCAGCGUCAGACUCCCUGAUACAUUAAUAGAACAGUAAUCCCUUCUCAGUCUGGAUAUUUAUAGCAAAUCCCCAUGACUCUUAUAUACUGCUACAGUCCCUAAACAGGACACUAGGGGGAGCUCUGAGACUGGGGGUUUCCAUAAGGAGCAACAGCUGGGUAGAAGUUGCUUGUAGGCACAGAUCUAGGAUCAACUUACAUUCGUCAUAUCCUAUCCUUGACCUUUAGGGCAGGAAAAACUAAACUGGCCUUAGAUCAGUGUCGAGGGUUUGCAUCAUCUAACUAAAGGGGCAUCAGAAGCACACAUCUGUGAAUGUCAUUAGUGGACCGUUGUGUGUUUACAUCCUGCUCCCUCAGUGUAUAGCUCUAUAGCGUUAACAUCCGCUGGCUCACAUACAUCUGGCCAUGGUGAUUGGUGUUUCCAUAGCAACCUGACCGGGCCCAGGUGUGCCAGCCAGCUGUACCAUUGGUCCACCGGCUGGGUCACUAGGGACGGUAUUGGACCCUUUGAACUUUCUGGUGUUCUGAAUUCCAUAAUUCCUUUCCUAAGUAGCAUUUCAUUUUAGAGACUGGUUUCAUCUCCUCCUUAUUGGCUCCAGUGGGGAUCCCUAGAUGGUGUUGUCCCUCAACUGUAACCCUCAUUAAAAGCCUUCCAGGUGUUCUCUCAGCCACCACACUAAUAUCUGUGUUUUGACUAGAUGUGAUUCUCUUUUCCUUUCAACUAUUAUUUUAUUCUCUGUCCUGUCAUCACCUGUUCUUUCUUCCUCUCCUCUUCAUUUUUCCUCCAUGGCUGACCCUCCCCUCCUCUUCCCUUUUCUCUGGCUGACCCCACCCUCCUCAUCCCCUUUUCCUCCAGGCGACCUCCCUUCCUCUCCCUUUUCCUCCAGGCUGACCCUCCUCUCCUCUACCUUUUCCUCUAGGCUGACCUUCCCCUCUCCCUUUUCCUCCAGGCUGACCCUCCCCUCCUCUCCCUUUUCCUCUAGGCUGACCCUCCCCUCCUCUUCCUUUUCCUCCAGGCUGACCCUCCCCUCCUCUUCCUUUUCCUCUAGGCUGACCCUCCCCUCCUCUCCCUUUCCUCUAGGCUGACCUUCCCCUCCUCUCCCUUUUCCUCCAGGCUGACCUUCCUCUCCUCUUCCUUUUCCUCCAGGCUGACCUUCCUCUCCUCUUCCUUUUCCUCCAGGCUGACCUUCCUCUUCCUUUUCCUCUAGGCUGACCCUCCCCUCCUCUCCCUUUUUCCUCCAGGGCUGACCUCCCCUCCUCUCUCCUUUUCCUCCAGGCUGACCCUCCCCUCCUCUUCCUUUUCCUCUAGGCUGACCCUCCUCUCCUCUCCCUUUUCCUCUAGGCUGACCUUCCCCUCUCCCUUUUCCUCCAGGCUGACCCUCCCCUCCUCUCCCUUUUUGCCUCUAGGCUGACCCUCCUCUCCUCUCCUUUUCACUACCUAGCUGACCUUCCCUUCCCUUUUCCUCAGGCUGACCCCUCCCCAUCCUCUCCUUACUCCCCCCCCCCCUUUUUUCCUCUAGGCUGACCCUCCCCUCCUCUUCCUUUUCCUCCAGGCUGACCCUCCCCUCCUCUUCCUUUUCCUCCAGGCUGACCCUCCCCUCCUCUCCCUUUCCUCUAGGCUGACCCUCCUCUCUGUCUGGUUGUGUACUUUAAAAGCUCCAGUGUGUUUUCAUCAUCUGCUCUGUUCCUUUUUCUUUCUAAACAGUCUCUCCCUUUCUCUCCCUCUCUUCUCGCUCUCUAUCCCCCUCCCUAGUGGUGAAGCAGCGUAUGCAGAUGUACAAUUCCCCGUACCACGGCGUGUCUGACUGCGUAGGCUCCAUCUGGAAGCGCGAGGGCCCUGGGGCCUUCUACCGUUCCUACACCACCCAGCUGACCAUGAACGUCCCCUUCCAGGCGCUCCACUUCAUGACCUAUGAGUACCUCCAGGAGCUGCUCAACCCCCACAGACAGUACAACCCCUCCUCGCACGUCAUCUCCGGGGCGCUUGCCGGGGCCAUCGCCGCCGCAGCCACCACCCCUCUGGACGUCUGUAAGACCCUCCUCAACACCCAGGAGGCUCUAGCGGUCCAUGCCGAGGUCCCAGGAGCGGUGGGGGUUGGAGCAGGUGUAGGGACGGCGUCGGCCACUGCGGGGCGCCACAUCUCGGGGUUAGGGGAGGCGUUCCGGACUGUGUACAGGAUGGGGGGCGGUGCGGCGUUCUUUAAGGGCGUCCAGGCCAGGAUCAUCUAUCAGAUGCCCUCCACCGCCAUCAGCUGGUCCGUCUACGAGUUCUUCAAAUACGUCAUCACCAAGCGCCAGUACGAGAGAAGGCUGCACCACCGAGACGGAGAGAAGUAG
This is a messenger RNA of Coregonus sp. 'balchen', 16832 nucleotides long. Lineage: Eukaryota; Metazoa; Chordata; Actinopteri; Salmoniformes; Salmonidae. The record is from the annotation of a GenBank genome assembly.